ACUAACUAGUUCAGAGGACACACCAUCAGAGACUGGCUGAGGGAGAGACAGAGACCGAGGGCAACCACGGUGUAAUACAUCUUUGGAUUUCCACAGUUUACACACUGACAGGUCCCAGAAAAUGGUGUUUGGCAUCCGGAAGCGUAUCCAUGACCACCUGGUGGAGCGAAGAAUCUGCAGAACCCGGCUGGUGACCAAAUAUGGGCGCUGCAACAUUGAAUUCGGCAACGUGAAGUACGGCAACCAUUUUGCCUUCCUCUUGGACUUCUGGACGACCUUCGUAGAGUUCCGCUGGCGCUUUGUCCUCUUCUUCUUCAUUGCCUCCUUCACCCUGAGCUGGUUCAUAUUUGGACUGCUGUGGUUCUGGAUCGCCCGGAACAACGGGGACCUGACGUGGCAGAACCCCUCGAAAGGCCACAUCCCAUGUGUGGACAACGUCUACAAUCUCAUUACAGCAUUCCUCUUCUCCCUGGAGACCCAGACCAGCAUCGGUUACGGUGGACGUGCCAUCACCCCUUUCUGUUCUGGUGCUGUAACCCUCAUCAUUAUCCAGUACCUCAUAGGUAACAUCAUCAACUGCUUCAUGUGUGGAGUCAUCCUGGCCAAGAUCUCCAUCCCUAAGAAAAGGGCCAAGACCAUCACAUUCAGUGAGAUGGCUGUCAUCUGUCCUAAGAAGGACUUCCUUUGCCUCAUGAUAAGAGUGGCCAACUUGCGCAAGACCCUGAUGAUUGGGAGCCAGAUCUACGGCAAGCUGUUGAGGACAACCAUCAAACCCGACGGGGAGACAAUCAUCAUGGACCAGGUGAACAUUGAGUUCGUGGUGGACGCUGGGAAGGACAACCUCUUUUUUGUGUGCCCUCUCACACUCUACCAUGUGAUUGACAAUACUAGCCCUUUCUUUGAGAUGGCAGUGGACACACUCCAUAAGCAAGAGUUUGAGCUGGUGGUCUUUCUGGACGGCACAACCGAGUCCACCAACUCAGCCUGCCAGGUCAGGACUUCCUUCAUCCCUCAGGAAAUCAUGUGGGGUUACAACUUCCUGCCCAUCAUCUCCCGCAACAAAGAGGGCAAGUACAGAGUGAACUUCUCCAACUUCUCCAAGGUGGUACCCGUGGCUACUGCACACUGUGCCUACUGCUUCCACAACAUGAAGGGACACCACCUCCACACCAUUGACGGAAUUGACAACAGGGAAUUUGAAGUGAUUGAUAACUUAGAACAACCUAAUAUGACCAAGAUGUGAGCUUUUGGAGAGAAUAUGUGGAAUAGAAGCCAGUUAUAGGUUGUACUCUUAGAAGAAAAGGGUUCCAACAGGUUCUUCAGCUAUGCCCAUAGGGUAGCCCUUUUGUAUCAACACUGUAAAAAAAAAAUCUGAACAAGCCUGAUUUUCCUGCAUUCAUACUUUAAAAUCGUAUUAUUUAAUUUUAAGAAGGAUUUACUGUACAGUCAAAAGUUUGGACACAUCUACUCAUUCAAGGGUUUUAGUCUUUAUUUGUACAAUUUUAUACAUUGUAGAAUAAGACAUCAAAACUAUGAAAUAUGAAAUAACACAUAUGGAAUCAAGUAGUAUACAAAAAAGUGUUAAAUAAAAAAAAUAUAUAUAUAGCUGAGAUUCUUCAAAAUAGCCACCCAUUGUCUUGAUGACAGCUUUGCACACUCUUGGCAUUCUCUCAACCAUGAAGGGACCUGGAAUGUCACGUGGAGUGCAUUUCAAUUAACAGGUGUUCCUUGUUAAAAGUUAAUUUGUGGAAUGUCUUUCCUUCUUAUUAAUGUGUUUGAACCAAUCAGUUGUGUGACAAGGUAGGGGGGGUAUACAGAAGAUAACCCUAUUUGGUAAAAGACCAAGUCCAUAUUAUGGCAAGAACAGCUCAAAUAAGCAAAGAUAAAUGACAGUCCAUCAUUACUUUAAGACAUGAAGUUCAGUCAAUACGUAAAAUGUCAAGAACUUUUAAAGUUUCUUCAAGUGCAGUGGCAAAAACCAUAAAGCGCUAUGAUGAAAGUGGCUCUCAUGAGGACCGCCAAAGGAAAGGAAUACCCAGCAUUAUCUCUGCUGCAGAGGAUAAGUUCAUCAGAGUUAACUGCACUUCAGAUUGCAGCCCAAAUAAAUGCUUCACAGAGCUCAAGUAACAGACACAUCUCAACAGUUCAGAGGAGACUUUGUGAAUCAGGUUUUCAUGGUCAAAUUGCUGCAAAGAAACCACUACUAAAGGACACCAAUAAGAAGAAGAGACUUGCUUGGACCAAGAAACACGAGCAAUGGGCAUUAGACUGGUGGAAAUCUGUCCUUUGGUCUGAUGAGUCCCAAAUUCAGAUUUUUGGUUCCAACCGCUAUGUGUUUGUGAGACGCAGAAUAGGUGAAA
Molecule: messenger RNA, 2360 nt
Organism: Oncorhynchus nerka (sockeye salmon)
Lineage: Eukaryota; Metazoa; Chordata; Actinopteri; Salmoniformes; Salmonidae
Product: ATP-sensitive inward rectifier potassium channel 1-like
Exons: 2
Coding region: 122-1243 (373 amino acids)
Biological process (GO): regulation of monoatomic ion transmembrane transport; potassium ion import across plasma membrane
Cellular component (GO): plasma membrane
Molecular function (GO): ATP-activated inward rectifier potassium channel activity
Source: RefSeq, a predicted model, not a curated record